This is a messenger RNA of Clupea harengus (Atlantic herring), 6517 nucleotides long. RefSeq names its product WRN RecQ like helicase (gene wrn). Gene Ontology annotation, cellular component: nucleoplasm; chromosome; nucleus. Gene Ontology annotation, molecular function: 3'-5' DNA helicase activity; nucleic acid binding; 3'-5' exonuclease activity. The record is from RefSeq and is a predicted model, not a curated record. NCBI's taxonomy places the organism in Eukaryota, Metazoa, Chordata, Actinopteri, Clupeiformes, Clupeidae. Gene Ontology annotation, biological process: telomere maintenance; double-strand break repair via homologous recombination; DNA replication.
UUAUGUUUGGUUAAUGAAUAAUGUUCUGGAUUUGAAUAAACUUUUGAUAAACAUCUGUGUGUUCUCCUGUGCUAGUUUUAGCAUCCUACCACCUGCCUCACUUACUGUGCUUGAAAAGUCACUGCAUACGCUAUACUGCAUAGGUUAUACAACCUAUACUGCAUAGACUACUAUACGACGUAUAGCCUAAUAUAAAUCCACUGCACACAGGGUAUAUGCAUGUGGCUCAUCUGUGGCUGAGGUGCUUGCUGAUAACAUCCCUGAGACAGACCGGCACAAAAUGACAGCCUACUAGUGGUGCAGUGAUGUCAGGAUGCACUCAAUGAACUGGAUACACGUGGCCAGCUCUAGCAGCGAGGGGAUUGAUUUUAAAUGGGGGUCACCCGUUUCUCUGUGUCAUGUCACCUUGCGGGCGUGCGUUUGUCAGUGAUGUCCUUUUAAUCCUGGAAAGCUUUUGGAACAACUGCUUGACAACAUCUACUCCUAAUAAAAAACGAGACUGAUACACACAUAGACUGCCUUGUCAAGCAAGGACUAUCAAGAGGAAAAAAUCGAAGGUGGUCUGAAAGAAAUGCAUCAUUGUGCGUUGAAUAUGAACCAAAAUCGUUAAAUAGCACGAUUAAAUAGAACACAGGAAGUUCCGUCUCUAUAUUGUUCAUUUACGUGAUGGCGCAGUGUUACAGCUCUGCUUCAGCAGUACAUUUAGUCUCCAAGUCAGAGCACAGUCCAUUCAACCCAAAGGUGUUUGGGGCUAUCUCGCUGCUAUGUUGGCUACUCACCCGUGCGUUAUACUGACUCCAUGCACAUAAUCGAGAAAUUGUUACUAAUGAGACUUUUCGACAUUUAAACGCACAUAAAAUGAGCCCGAACAAUUAAUGUAACCUAGAAUAUAGACACGAGCACACAUAAACGUCAACUCAUUGUAUGAUUCUUAUUCCAAUCCAGAAGAUGGCGAUAUUGCGCCAUUCCGUAGAGUAACAACCAACAGUGGAGAAAGCGAACACAAAGUUUACACAUUGAAGAUGGCGGGAGUGUCACUGUAAACAUAUCUAACUUCAACGUAUGCAUUUGACUGUUCAACUCAAUACAGCGAUGUUUCGAUAGUUUGCAUAAUUCAGCAGUAACGUUUGUCAAAUGCAUUAAGCAUUGACGGUGGCAACUAGAAAUGCCAUUCAGAAUCUGACAAUGACUGACAGAACAUUACCAGAAUGGAUGUCAAACGUGCAAAACCCGGGAAAAAAGACAACAGAACAGACUGGUCCCUUCAAGAAAAAUGUCCUUGAACCUGAUUUACCUUUCCUGGAGUUUACAGGAACCGUCAUAUACAGUCAGGAGAAAAAUGACUGUUCAUUUCUGUCAGAGGAUUUAAGGUCAGGCCUUCCUCCUGGCUCUGCUAUAGGCUUCGAUCUGGAAUGGCCCCCGUCCUUCUCCAAGGGGAAGACCAAGAAGGUGGCCAUGGUCCAGAUGUGUGCCUCGGAGCAGAAGUGUUAUUUGUUUCACUUGUCUUCCAUGACAGGAUUUCCCCCUGGCUUGAAAAUGCUUUUGGAGGAUGAGACGAUCAAAAAGGUCGGUGUGGGAAUAGAAGGAGACAUGUGGAAGUUGCUGUCUGAUUUUGAUGUCAAACUGCGCAACUUUGUGGAGCUCUCUGAUCUGGCUAAUGAGAAGCUGAGGUGUAUGGAGAGGUGGAGUCUGGAUGGACUGGUCAAGCACCUUUUCAGGAAGCAGCUGUUGAAAGACAAGGAUGUCCGCUGUAGCCAGUGGGACGACUUUGAGCUGACGGAGGACCAGAGGAGAUACGCUGCCACAGAUGCUUAUGCCGGUCUGAUCAUUCAUCAAAAGCUCGAGAGCAUUGUUCACGGUGGGUGGAAGGUUCACAGGGAUCUUAAAAACAAGCUCUCUCAGCUGGCCAAGAAUAUCAGUGAUCUCACUGAUUGCAUUCCUGAAGAAGUGCCUUGCACAAGCAGGACUGACGAACUGAUAGAUGAAAUGUCCCAGAGACUUGAGUCCUUAAAAGAGGAGAUACUGGUGAACAACACAUCAGCUGAAGAUGUCCAGGCCAAGCCUGAGCCAAAUCCCACCGCAAUCCUGCCUCCUGAUUCCCCCAACACGCACAGAACCACUUCCCCCACCUUGGGACGGUCCCCACCUGAAGAACGUCACGGUGGGACUGACAGAGUCAGUAUGAGAGACCCAAUACAUAUUGGGGACCAUAGCAAGGCGAACGACUCAAAAAGUGCCUCUAAAGAUGACAUCAUGUCCUUGGAUAUCUCAGAGUAUGAACUGCAGAUGAUGGAGAUGCAGGCCAGACGAGAGGAGUUGGAAGAGCAGUCUACUCUGGAUUUCAAGAGAACAGCACUGAACAGGUCCUCUGACUUGUCCUGCGAGGUCGAGAGUGAUGAAGAGUUUGAAAAUGAAAUGCUUCAGUGUGUGGAGGAAGUAGAGAAGCUAGAUAAUGGAAGCACUGUGGUUUGCCAUGGUCAGAAACAAUCACAGGCAGACUCCGUAACCAUAGAGGAAGAGGAAGAUAUUGAAGAGGAAGAAGAGGAGGAGGGAUUUGAUCCAGAGUUUCCACAGCCCACCCCUGAGCAAAUUAAAUGUCUGAAGAUGUAUUUUGGACAUCACAGUUUCAAACCGGUUCAAUGGAAAGUGAUCCAUUCUGUUCUCAGCGAGAGAAGAGAUAAUCUCGUUGUCAUGGCAACUGGUUAUGGGAAGAGUCUGUGCUUCCAGUUCCCCCCGGUGCUGUGUGGGAACAUCAGUGUGGUCAUCUCCCCCCUCAUCUCUCUCAUGGAGGACCAGGUGCUACAGCUCGAAAUGUCCAACAUUCCAGCUUGUUUUCUUGGAUCAGCCCAGACCAAAAACGUUACUGCUGACUUGAAAAAGGGCCUCUUCCGAGUGGUGUACAUGACUCCGGAGUUCUGUUCAGUCAACAUUCCACUCCUAGAACACCUCAACAACACAGUUGGCCUUUCGCUGAUAGCCAUCGAUGAAGCCCAUUGCAUUUCUCAGUGGGGACAUGACUUCAGAAAUGCUUACAGGGACCUGGGGAAGCUCAAGAACACUCUGCACCAUGUUCCCAUAGUGGCUCUCACUGCCACAGCCAGCCCUUCUAUACGUGAGGACAUCGUCAAGAGUCUCCACCUGAAGGACCCCUUGAUCACCUGUACCUCUUUCGACCGGCCCAACCUUUACCUGGACGUGAACCGCAAGUCCAGCAACAUCUACCAGGACUUCAAGCACUUACUCAAUAAGAAGAAAAGUGGUGGCUAUGAGUUUGAAGGCCCUGUCAUCGUGUACUGCCCCGCCAAGAAGGAGACCGAGCGGGUGGCGGAAGCCCUCUCGAAGCUGGAGAUCCGCUGUGGCGUCUACCACGCCGGGCUCCAGAUCAAACAGAGGAGGGAAACGCAUCACCGCUUCGUGAGGGAUGAGAUCCAGUGUGUUGUCGCCACCGUGGCUUUUGGCAUGGGCAUUAACAAGCCCGACAUCCGCAAAGUCAUCCACUACGGGGCGCCUAAAGAGAUGGAGUCCUACUACCAAGAGAUCGGGAGGGCAGGAAGGGACGGCCUGCCGGCCGCUUGUCACGUGCUGUGGGCGCCUCAGGACAUGGCCUUGAACAGAUUUCUGCUAAACCAGACCAACAGUGAUAAAAUGAGGACUUAUAAAAUGCAGAUGAUGGGCAAGAUGGAGAAGUAUCUGAACUCUACCAGAUGUAGAAGAAAGCUGAUUCUGUCCCACUUUGAGGACAAGCAGCUGCGGAAGGUUACCUCAGGGAUCUUGGGGACCAGCAAGUGCUGUGACAACUGCAAGUUUGGCUCUACCAGGUCCCUUCUCAGCCCCAGCAAAGCCCACUCAGACUCAGGCAUGCAGGACUUUGGUGAAGGCGCCUUCCAGUUACUGGGUGCCAUAGAUUCCCUUGGAGAGCGUUUCGGCGUGACCGUACCCAUCCUCUUUCUCCGAGGCUCUACCGCACAGAAAGUUCCGGAAAAGUACCGGCAUCUACCUCUGUUUGGCACGGGACGGAGUGUGCCUGAAACCUGGUGGAAAGCGCUGGGUCGUGCGCUAGUCCUGGAGGGCUACCUGGCAGAGUGCACCGGCCAAAGCAAGUUCACCACUCUCUGCAAACUCAGCCCCAAGGGCAGGUCAUGGUUCGGCAGCUCGAAGGUCGCCAGCCAGAGGACCCUCCUCCUUCAGCCCAACCAGGACCUGUAUGUCAGGGCCUCCGCCUCCAGACAAAAUAUUGAGACGACAAACAUUAGAAGCCAGGUCACCCUUGCAUCAGAAUCUCCUCAGAGAGGUGGCACAAUCACCAAGACCGUAUCCAGUCUGUCUGUUAGAAAGGUGGACAUGUCCUCCAGGAUGGCGUCUCCACCCGUGGCCCUGCCAGCACCCCAGCCUCCAUCGGUCUCUCCCAGAGAGCUGGAGCUUCAGACCAAGCUUUACGCUAAACUGGUUUCCGGGCGGCAGGAGCUGGCUAGUCUGAGGGAUAUCCCGCCUGCCAUACUUGCUACCAACAAGAUCCUCUUAGACAUAGCUAAGACCAGGCCUUGUACCUUGACCAGCCUGAAGCAGGUGGAUGGGGUGAGUGAAGCCAAGUCCAUCAUGCUGGAGCCCCUGCUGCAGACCAUCGUGCAGUUCUGCAAGACUCACGGUCUCCAGAUGAGCCUGUCGUCCACGGCAACAUCCUCCUGUCCUGCCCAGACUUGCCCGUCUGUGGGCAGCACUACGCCCAUGUCGAUGCUCCUCAGUGCGCUCGUCACCUACAGACUCUUUCAGCUGGAGGGCAAGACACUGAGGCAGGUGUGUGAUGCGCGCAGCCUGCCUCUGUCCGUGGUGGAGACCCACCUCCUGCAGGCCCUGAUGGCCAACCAUCAGCUGGACGUGGAGAGAGCCGGCCUGACGGCCAUCAUCCGCAGCACCAUCACCCGCAUCAUAACCUCCCCUCCGCUCAACUCAGACCUCAGCGACGUGAAGGCCAUCCGAGCCCGAGUGCCAGAGCACAUCAGCACCUUCCUGCUGCGCCUCACCGUCACCCUGCUGCAGAGGGAGGGAGUCCAACAGGGCACAGCCAGUGGCAGCCAGGCCUCGAGGAGUGAGCCUGCGUGGAUAGAGAAGCAGGACAAACCCAUCCAAGCCUCCAAGCCCCCACCUCCUCUGAGAGCAGCGUCCCCCCUGGCCCCCAGACCUGCGCCCCUCCUGGCCCCCAGACCUGAGCCCCAGCCUCCCCAGGCGUCCACUGUCCAGCCAGCCCUGGACGAGCUGGACGGCAGUGAAGAUGACCUCUUCAGCGAGAUGCCCAUGCCAGAGGAUGAGGUUGGGGUGAGCGACACCAGCGCUGCUCGUGGCAAGUCCUGUGCCGGAAAUGCCCCUGUAGUUGCCUCUCUAGUUGCCCCUCUAGCUGCCCCUCACACCUCCGCCAUGGAGUUAGCCUCCUGGAACCAGGAAGAGCUGGACACCGACACCCAGGAGCUGUUCGCCGACUCCCCACCGCAGCAGAAUGUGAGCCAGACAGCCAAGAGGAAGCUUCCUGAGUGGGCUGUUCCUCCACGGGCCUCCAUCUCUGGGGCCGCUUCGGCAAAGAAAAACAAACGGAAAAAAGGACUGUUCAUGUAAAGUCUUCCUGCUCACCAAAACCCGCCUCUUUAACAACACAACUCCUCUCCAUUCUUUCUUUGUUUUGCUGCUAAAAUACCUGAAGUAAUUGUGUAAAUAAUUCACUUUUGAUGCCAUUGUAAUACAUACAUAUGUACGUAUAUAUGUAUAUGUAUAUUGUCAUUGUAAAUGUUGACAAUGUUGUUGUUCAUUUACCCAGUGAUUCAUAAUGCCACAGACAAUCUGUAAAAUCUGAGUUAAUGUCACGCGCUGCAUUAAAGAGGACGAAAUGGCAUCUUGCCCCAUGUGUUCAUGUAAUCCCACGGAAGAUCAGUCCCUUGGCAGACACUAAUUUCAUUGGAGAUUAACUGAAAGCACUGGGAUUAUUUGUCACAGAUAGUGUGCUAUACUGGUGAGAAGGUCCCUGGAAGAGAAGAUGAAGACCUGGCAUACAUGCCAACUUGUGAAUGUGUUUAUGUCUCUUUGACAGCCUUUAACCAGUCUUAAGUGGGAUGUGUUUAUGUCUCUUUGACAGCCUUUAACUAGUCUUAAGUGGGAUGCGUUUAUGUCUCGUUGACAGCCUUUAACUAGUCUUAAGUGGGAUGCGGAGCUCAUUUUGUUUUGACGCAUAAUUUGCUGAGGAUGCCUCGGCCUGAUAAUGUAUUCUUGCACUGCAGCAUCCACACAAGCCUCUGCCUGUCUUGGCCUUUAAUCCUGGCUGGUGUCUGUGUGUGCACUGCAUACUUGUGAUGAGAGAGGAUAUGGAAUAUGUUCUCUAGUGAACUACACGAGGGCCGCCAAUCUCAAAGCUCUGACCCGGAGACUUCCAAAAUGGGCUUUGAAUGUUAGGAUGAUAUUUUUGUGACUCUUGACUGUUGUUAUUGGUCUACAUUGAAAUCAAAUACAUCUUUGUUAUUUAUAAAGCACCUUU